AUGGUCGUGUCGCUGUUCGCCGCGAUAGUGAAUGGACCUGAUGGCAUCCUGCAGAAUGGAGCUGUGGAUGAGAACGUGGCCAAGACCAGCCAGCUCCUGGCAGAGCUCAACUUUGAGGAGGAUGAGGAAGAUACCUAUUACACCAAGGACCUUCCUGUGCAUGCCUGCAGUUACUGUGGGAUCCAUGACCCUGCCUGUGUGGUCUACUGCAACACCAGCAAGAAAUGGUUCUGUAAUGGUCGUGGAAACACCUCAGGCAGCCACAUUGUGAAUCAUCUGGUGAGAGCCAAGUGCAAAGAGGUGACUCUCCAUAAGGAUGGACCUCUAGGAGAGACUGUCUUGGAGUGUUACAACUGUGGAUGUCGUAAUGUGUUCCUGCUUGGCUUCAUCCCAGCCAAGGCUGACUCGGUGGUUGUUCUGCUGUGCAGGCAGCCAUGUGCCAGCCAGAGCAGCUUAAAGGAUAUCAACUGGGACAGCUCCCAGUGGCAGCCUCUCAUCCAGGACCGGUGCUUCCUCUCCUGGCUGGUCAAGAUUCCAUCUGAGCAGGAACAGCUGAGGGCAAGGCAGAUCACAGCUCAGCAGAUCAACAAGCUGGAGGAGCUCUGGAAGGAGAAUCCAUCUGCAACCCUUGAGGACUUGGAAAAACCUGGUGUGGAUGAAGAGCCACAGCAUGUCCUGCUUAGAUAUGAAGAUGCUUAUCAGUACCAAAAUAUCUUUGGUCCUCUAGUCAAGCUUGAGGCAGACUAUGACAAGAAACUCAAGGAGUCUCAGACCCAAGAUAACAUCACAGUCAGAUGGGACCUGGGCUUGAACAAGAAGAGAAUUGCUUAUUUCACUCUGCCAAAGACUGAUUCAGGGGACAUGCGUCUGAUGCAAGGAGAUGAGAUCUGCCUGAGGUACAAAGGAGACCUGGCCCCGCUGUGGAAAGGAAUUGGGCAUGUCAUCAAAGUCCCUGAUAAUUAUGGUGAUGAGAUUGCCAUCGAGCUGAGGAGCAGUGUUGGAGCCCCUGUGGAAGUGACUCACAACUUCCAAGUGGAUUUUGUGUGGAAGUCAACUUCCUUCGACAGAAUGCAGAGUGCUCUGAAGACAUUUGCUGUGGACGAGACCUCUGUGUCUGGGUACAUCUAUCACAAGCUGUUGGGGCAUGAAGUGGAGGAUGUCAUCAUUAAAUGCCAGUUGCCAAAGCGCUUCACAGCACAAGGACUUCCUGAUCUCAACCAUUCUCAGGUUUAUGCUGUGAAAACUGUCCUGCAGCGUCCUCUGAGCCUUAUCCAGGGUCCCCCUGGGACUGGAAAAACAGUGACAUCAGCCACUAUUGUCUAUCAUCUGGCCAGACAGGGCAAUGGGCCUGUGCUGGUGUGUGCUCCCAGUAACAUCGCUGUGGACCAGCUGACCGAGAAGAUCCACCAGACUGGACUCAAAGUGGUUCGUCUGUGUGCCAAGAGUCGGGAGGCCAUCGACUCCCCCGUGUCCUUCUUGGCACUGCACAACCAGAUCAGAAACAUGGACAGCAUGCCAGAGCUUCAGAAGCUGCAGCAGCUCAAGGAUGAGACUGGAGAACUCUCAUCAGCCGAUGAGAAGCGUUACCGAGCACUGAAACGAACUGCAGAGCGUGAACUGCUCAUGAAUGCAGAUGUGAUCUGCUGCACCUGUGUGGGAGCAGGGGACCCAAGGCUUGCCAAGAUGCAGUUCCGCUCCAUCCUGAUCGAUGAGAGCACCCAGGCCACCGAGCCAGAGUGCAUGGUGCCCGUGGUCCUGGGAGCAAAGCAGCUUAUUCUGGUGGGUGACCACUGCCAGCUGGGGCCUGUUGUGAUGUGUAAGAAAGCUGCCAAGGCUGGUCUGUCCCAGUCCCUGUUUGAGAGGCUGGUGGUGCUGGGCAUCCGCCCCAUCCGCCUGCAGGUGCAGUAUCGCAUGCACCCUGCGCUCAGCGCCUUCCCCUCCAACAUCUUCUACGAGGGCUCGCUCCAGAAUGGUGUCACUGCAGCUGAUCGUGUGAAGAAAGGGUUUGAUUUCCAGUGGCCACAGCCUGAUAAGCCAAUGUUCUUCUAUGUGACACAAGGGCAGGAGGAAAUUGCCAGCUCAGGCACCUCUUACUUAAACAGGACGGAAGCUGCCAAUGUGGAGAAGAUAACCACGAAGCUCCUGAAGGCUGGAGCCAAACCAGACCAGAUUGGCAUCAUCACCCCUUAUGAAGGUCAACGAUCCUACCUGGUGCAGUACAUGCAGUUCAGUGGCUCCUUGCACACAAAGCUCUACCAGGAAGUGGAAAUUGCAAGUGUGGAUGCCUUCCAGGGCCGGGAGAAGGACUUUAUUAUCCUCUCAUGUGUGAGGGCCAACGAACACCAGGGAAUUGGCUUCCUGAAUGACCCCAGGAGGCUUAAUGUGGCUCUUACCAGAGCAAGGUAUGGAGUAAUUAUUGUUGGGAACCCCAAAGCCCUGUCUAAGCAGCCACUCUGGAACCACCUCCUGAAUUACUACAAGGAGCAGAAGGUGCUGGUGGAGGGACCACUGAACAACCUCCGGGAGAGCCUCAUGCAGUUCAGCAAGCCCAGGAAACUUGUCAACACCAUCAACCCAGGUGCUCGUUUCAUGACCACUGCCAUGUAUGAUGCACGGGAGGCAAUAAUUCCAGGAUCUGUCUACGACAGGAGCAGCCAAGGGCGCCCAUCCAACAUGUACUUCCAAACCCACGACCAGAUUGGGAUGAUCAGUGCUGGCCCCAGCCACGUCACUGCCAUGAACAUUCCCAUCCCCUUCAACCUGGUGAUGCCUCCAAUGCCCCCACCAGGAUACUUUGGCCAGGCCAACGGACCCGCUGCAGGCCGAGGGGCUCCGAAGGGAAAGACUGGUCGUGGUGGGCGCCAGAAAAACCGAUUUGGGAUCCCUGGAACUAGUCAGUCAAACCUUCCAAAUAGUCAAGCGAGCCAAGAUGUGGUGUCCCAGCCUUUCUCCCAGGGUCCACUGACUCAGGGCUAUAUCUCCAUGAGUCAACCAUCACAGAUGAGUCAGCCUGGGCUCUCCCAGCCAGAAUUAUCACAGGACAGUUACCUUGGUGAUGAGUUUAAAUCCCAGAUUGACGUGGCACUGUCCCAGGACUCAACUUACCAGGGUGAACGUGCAUAUCAACACGGUGGAGUGACGGGACUGUCACAGUAUUAGAGUGUUGAGGAAGAA
This is a messenger RNA of Acanthisitta chloris (rifleman), 3174 nucleotides long. RefSeq names its product UPF1 regulator of nonsense transcripts homolog (yeast) (gene UPF1). NCBI's taxonomy places the organism in Eukaryota, Metazoa, Chordata, Aves, Passeriformes, Acanthisittidae. The record is from RefSeq and is a predicted model, not a curated record. The coding region runs from base 1 to 3159 and encodes 1052 amino acids. The transcript is spliced from 25 exons. Gene Ontology annotation, molecular function: DNA binding; hydrolase activity; RNA binding. Gene Ontology annotation, biological process: nuclear-transcribed mRNA catabolic process, nonsense-mediated decay. Gene Ontology annotation, cellular component: cytoplasm.